CGGUCCAUUUCUGCACCAUAACGGGACAAAGAACAACAAAUCUCCACGUUUCUGUCAAACGUUUUAUGUUUGUUUUAAACCGAGUCUUGGCUGCGGACAGAAAGAACCAGGAGCAAUGGAGGAUUCCAGAAGAAGCAGAUGUAACAGCCUUGAUACCGGCUCCCUGUUCGACAAGGCGGUGUUGAACCACGGCGACUUUGUAAGCUUCGACCCUGAAGCCUCUGAGCCUCUGAUGGGCCACGAGCCCACGCCGGCAGAGGUGGCUCAGUGCGAAGCAGAAGUCAGCACCCUGCUCAGCAUUAUCGCUGAACUCAACAAGAAGAUGGGGUCGCUGAAGGCUCCGAGGCUUUUCUCUUUCAGUGAACCAGGAGACGUGAGACCACCACGUCCAUCCAGACCUCUGGUUCCUCCGGACCUUUUGUCUCACCGGCUGCUCAGAAGCAGCCCAGAGAGCAGCUCUGCUUCUGUCGUCUCAUCUAAACAUCCAGUGACUGAACAAGGGGGCGGUGGUGUCGUCUGGACGCAGCUGCAGGAGGUUUUAUCAUCCGUGGAGGACUCGAUCAGCUUCAGGAGGACCUGGGCCGCUCCAAUCACAGCCUCUGACCAGAAUAAGCCCACAGAGCACCUGAGAGCUGCUCAGGAGAACUGGACCAAAGCCACCCAGGUGAUGAACUGCAGGCAAACACCCCAUAUGCUGGAGAUGCUGGAGAGAGACUUUGGGAUUUCAUGUUCUUCGGGGAUGCCAAAGGAUCAGAACUUGGAGGACUUGCUGAAUCUGGAAAAACAUGAUUCUGUACCCAGGAACAACUUGCCGAGUCACAGUGAAGAGCUGCAGAGAGCUCAAAGCAACAUUUACUCACUGGAAGAGGAGAAAAACAAGUUGGUUGGUCUCCACAAGGCCUGGAGGUCUGACAGAUAUUCUCCUUCAUACCGGCCUCCUUCGGGGGCUCUCAGUCCAGACCGACCACCUCCCUCCUACCCUGGUUCACCUUUACUUCACAGAAGAACAUCCCGAGCUGCAACACCUUUGUCUCUGGGUGGGGACGGGUCUCCGCUGGGCUCUGUCUGCUCCAGCAGUCCCUGCCCCAGCAGUCCCUGCCCCAGCCCCAUCAGCCUGGAGUCAGAGACCGAGCGACUGAACAGAUGCAUCGAGAGGCUGAAGGCCAGAAACGAACGUCUGACUGCGGCUCUGGAGCGAAGGAAGGCGGAUUCGGAGCAGAUGACGACGAAACUGAGCAGACUGGAGUCUCACUGCUCCGCCCUGCAGACGGCUCUCAGAAAAUGUGAGGAGUGUGAGGACGCCUACGGCGAGCUGAUGUACCUUUAUGAAGCCAAGGCGCAGCAAAGCCUCCCUCUGGAGAUGCGCUCAGAAGAGCCGGUUGGUGGCACACGGCAGACUGACGGUCCGGCAGCUCAGAACCCAGAGAUGCAAACCGAGGAGUUAUCCACUUCGUUCUCCACAGCUGGAGUCACCGAGGAGACAAAGAGUCACUCCAGGCAGAGAGCUGCAGAAUCAGCGGAUCGAGAAGCGGAUCGAGAAGCGGCUCUCCGACGACAAAUCGAGCGGCUGAAGAGGGAGCGGGCAGCCGUUUUUCUGCCGAAGCCAGGUCCAGGAGCAGAGGUCAAGCUGGGCUCAGAAGCCGGUCAACCAGCUGGGCCCAGAUGGGGCUUCAUGAUGAAGGAUAGCAGCAAUCCUCCUGAGAGCAAGAGGGAGAAAGCUUCGCUGUUUUACGAGCUGAUCUCAGUCAGGGAGGAGAUGUCGGAUCUUCGAGCUUUAAUUCGCCUGAAGGAGAAGGAGCUGAGAUGCCUCGAGUGGAGUUUAAUGGGACUGAAGUCCCAGGAAGCAGCUGGAGUUUUCAUCCCAGAAAAUCUCAGAGAGGAGGCGGAGGAUCGGAAGACCGAACAGAGGUUUGGUGAGGAUGCUGCUAAAGCUGUUUGUGAUGAUGAAAUCCCAAGUUCUCUGACUCGACCCAUUCUCAAAGAGCUACAGGUGGUCCUACAGAGGGAACAAGCCCUGAAGAGGAGGGUGGCCAUGGUCCACGACUCCCUAAGCCCGGCUGUCUCAGACGGCUCCCCCCACAGGAAGGACAACGCCGAGCAGAUCGCUCGCCUCACACAGGCGCACAGCAAAGCCUUGAGUUCAUACAGGCAGAUUCGCAGGAAGUACCGGGAGCAGGUGUGGAGGCUGGAGCAGAAGGUUGCAGCCAUGAUGGAGAGUCAACACAGGGAGAGUGAGGCGGCCAAAGCUCCAGGCGAAGGAUCGGAGUGGAGGAGGGAGGAGACGGUUUUAUGAGACAAAGAUAGCUCAGUUAAAUAAUCACUCGUCGCUAAGACGCUGUUCACAUCAGCUGGAUGUGCAAAUCAGAUGUAGAAAUCCUGCUUUUUAAAAACUAUUUUUCUUAUACUCUGCACAUAUAUAAGUAAUUGCAGCACCCCUACAAGUACUGGCAAUGCUGCAAAUGCCUCAAAUUAAAAUAAAUUAAUCAUUCAUUGCAAAUAAUUAUUCCUUACCAGUCAGCAGGGCUGAGCUAAUAGAGGCUUCUCCUGUUAAUAGCUCUUCUCAUCAGCUGGCACCACAGGAUUUCGGGUCUGAGAGACUGUGAUGGCCAUUGGAGAUUGUGUCUGAAUCAUUUCUAUGUUUAUUCUCAACUCAUUCUGCUAAAACCACCCAAUGACAACCUGUGUCAGAGUUUUCUUUUUCAAUUUCCUUGUAUUUCAAAGAAGUUCAUGACAUCACACCCCCUAAACUUAAACCUAAACUUCCCCCAUACAUAACUGAGGGCAUAAAUUAGUUUUCCACAUAUAGCCAGUUCAAAAUAAAACAUCCACAGAGUUUAGGAACUCCACAUGUUUACGUCUAGUAUGGUUAGGACAGAAAAGGCUUUAUCCUUGCACAACUCUAAAUUAAACAGUUUGUAUGUUGUAUUGAUUUUUCCCACUGAGCUUCCAGUUGUUAAUUAAGAACUGAAUCAGCAGAUGAUUUGAGCCGGGCAACAGUGAUUAUGUUCAUUUUCCCAUAAAAAAAAAAAAAAUCCAUCGCCACCGUUGGGCCAACCGAGCUGCGUUAGCUUAGAGAAUAUGGGGGUGGGGGGGGGGGGUGGGGCCCGGCACAAUGGCUGAUCUUCACAUGAAAUGUUACGGCAAGCCCAUUUGUCUUCUUUGCACCUCUGUGGUCUCACGUUCUUUGCCUUUCACGCUUGACAGUUCAGUUAAAAGGUCAACUCAACCAAACUGCAAAAAAAAAAAAAAAAAAAAAAAAAAAAAAGGAGCAACUUUUCCCACUGCAGAUAUGUAAGUGAAGGAUCAUUUACCAAUGCACAAAGAAAAGCAGCUGCUCUAAUAAAACAUAAAGUAGUUUAAAAAGUAGAGACUGAAUUCAGCAGACAGACGGGCAAAAUUUUACAGACAAAUGGAAAUACUGCAGUAGAAAAUAAUAAUAUAUAAAACUAAAAAGCUUGUGCUUUUCUUUACGUGCAGCCGGAGCGACUGAAUUUCUCUAACCUUAUGCAAAUGAAGCAACCUCUCCUAAACACAUCUUCCUCACCUUCGAUCAUCUCCUCUCACUCAAUUGUCCAUUUUCCAAUCUUUCUUCUCAAUUUCCUGCCCCUCCAUCUUCUCCCACCUCAUCUCUCACCCAUCAGCCCCCCCCCACCCCCCCUCGGUCGACCCUGCACCCUGACCUUCCCGCUGCAGCUGUGACCGGCGGUCAGGAGGUUAAGGCAAAGGUUGAGUGUCACACCCACAGGGUCACAGCGAUGCUUGGCUGUUGUGUCAGGCUUUGAAUUGAAGGUUCGGGGCGGCAGACGAGGUGGCGAGCCCUCUGACGCCCCGACUGUUGCCUGAGCUUGCCCUUCCCUGAGCGGAGGUCAGCGCAGAGGCCCUUCCCUCCCUCUCAUCCCGUACCUCCAGGUCACCGGCAGCUAUUGUUGUAAUAGCUGCCAUUAGACCGCGUGAUGCAAUUAUCAUUCAAUUUUUAUGUUGCCACUCUCCGAGAUCUAUGUUAAGCUCCUCAGUUCAUCAAAGGUUUGUGGAAAACAUGGCUGCUGUAACCUCUGGGUGACUCUCGAGUCAAAGGCGAAAUAAUAACGACAAAAUGUCCCUUUGACUAAAAUAGGACAUUGUUUCAACUGCUUAAAAGUGACCUUUAAUGGAGACGUAAGGGACCGUCCCACAGGAGGUGCUUGUAAAACAUAAUUCAACUCAUAUAAGUAUUAUAAAAAUACAGAUUUUUAAAAAAAAUAUAUAUUAAUUCACAACAUGUUUUCUGUUUAGGACCAUGAAAGGAUUGUUUAUGUAAAAGGAAAAGUGGGAAAAGAUGCUAAAUAACCAAAGUUUAUAAACUCCAUUUUUUGGUUAAAAGCAUUUUUCAGUCGAUUAAUUUUCCACAUUUCGUCGCAUCCUUAAACUUCAGUGUAUUUUAUUGUUUUUUUAUGAUAGGUCAAUAAAAACAUGUAUAAAUGUGUAAACACAAGUAAGAUUUUCCUAAUUUUUGGACAUAUAAAAACCUGAAAUAUUAA
Messenger RNA from Fundulus heteroclitus (mummichog), 4517 nucleotides. It is a transcript of the gene ushbp1, whose product is annotated as Usher syndrome 1C binding protein 1. The transcript is spliced from 14 exons. NCBI's taxonomy places the organism in Eukaryota, Metazoa, Chordata, Actinopteri, Cyprinodontiformes, Fundulidae. The coding region runs from base 116 to 2293 and encodes 725 amino acids. The record is from RefSeq and is a predicted model, not a curated record.